AUGGAUGAGAGGGCUACUGGUCUGUCCAUCCCUCUAAUUUCCAUCCCAAGGCUGAAGGGCAGAGUGCAACUAUGGCACUGGUGCGAGGAGGAUGAGGAGUAUUUUCUCGAGCUUAACAACAAACUCGCCUCGCAAGCUGCACAACGUAGGCUUCCGGACUGGGAGGUACGUCGAGUGGAGAGCCCAGAUACUCCCUAUCGCGCUGGUCAAACAUUUGUCGCCAUUGAGACCGAGUUCAUCCACACAAGCAUCACCCUCAACGAUCCACGCGCCCUACACGAAUGGAACAAGCUCUGGAAAGUGAUCCUAGACCUGACACCACAGUUCUUCAGGGACAUCGGUGGGGAACCUAUAGUCGUUAGCAUGAUGUCUUCAAACCUCUUACUGCAAGGACAACCUCUCUAUGUGGUAGUUGAUACUAAGGGCCCCCUCAAGCUGCGAGAGACCAUCGUCCCGACUCGUCGGCGACGACCACGAUCACAAUCUGGCUGGCUCGCCCGUGGGAGAAACAUGCUUUCCCUAUGCCUCUUUACAAGCUCCUUGAGUGGCUGGAUACCGUGGUCAUAUUCUAUACCAGCCACAUUGACAAUCUAUGCCACCUCCUCCGUAAUAGAAUAUAUCAACGACCGAUUGUCGCCGCCUCUUCUGCGUUCAGAUGAACCCGGGAAGAACGUGGCCCAGACACUGGGGCACUAUCGCAGCAAAUACGCAACCUGGAAGGACUACAUGUCACAAGCUCAAGAAGCCCGAAACCCGGACAUUGGAAUCAAACGGCUAGAAGCCUGCCGCAACCUGCUAAUCGCGUUCAGCGCAUUCGAAACCGCCACUCUAGCCCACUUGACUGCUGACAUCGAGCCAUACUGUGAACGUAUAGCUGAAUCCAGCUUCUGUUUAAAAGCAGGAGCUACUGCCUGUGUAGUCGGGUUUGCUGUCUGCGGUGCAGCCGCCUGUGCCGCAUGGACGAUAACCGCAUGGUGCGCAGGAGGUGUCGGUGUUGUAAGUGCUGUAUGCGCCUGCUAUGGGUACUUCAACCCAAACAUUCCCCACAGGGAGCUCAUCCAAGAGUUGCGAGACCUCUUCAAAUCGCUCAAUAAAAGCCUCCACACACUUUACAUCCGAACCUGGGUGUCGUUUUAUCAGAACGUCCUAGGAAUCCCCUUCGAGCAACUAAACGAAAGCGAAGCAUACGAGGUUCUGAAGGGAUGUGGCGUGGACCUAUCCUUCAUCCAAGAAGUAGGGUACCAGAAAUCCCUCAGUGAGAGAGCUAUGAAGCAGCUUCAACAUGAUAGUAACGCACUUAUGGAGAAGUUUCGUGAGUUGUUUACGAAGGUGGGACAGGAGAUGAUCUUUCAGGACGUCUCUGCGUGA
Messenger RNA from Aspergillus alliaceus, 1368 nucleotides. RefSeq lists its product as uncharacterized. The coding region runs from base 1 to 1368 and encodes 455 amino acids. Lineage: Eukaryota; Fungi; Ascomycota; Eurotiomycetes; Eurotiales; Aspergillaceae. The record is from RefSeq and is a predicted model, not a curated record. The transcript is spliced from 6 exons.